CGGCGGUGAGCAGACGACUACGUUUUCGGGGUUUUCUUGCGGUCCAGAGUCGUGGCUUACAGAAGAGAUGAGAUGUGGUCUGAGGGACGAUAUGAUUAUGAAAGACUGCCAAGAGAAAGAUUACCUCCUCGAAGUCACCCCAGUGAUGGCUACCAUAGAGUAGUUAAUAUUGUGCCAAAGAAACCACCACUGCUAGACAGACCUGGUGAAGGAAGCUACAAUAGAUAUUACAGUCAUGUUGAUUACCGAGAAAAUGACGAGGGUCGCAGUUUUUCUCAUGAUCGAAGAAGUGGUCCACCUCACAGAGGAGAUGAAUCUGGCUAUAGAUGGCCAAGAGAUGAUCAUUCUGCAAGUCGACAACCUGAAUACAGAGACUCACCUGUAGGCCGAAAGGAUUCUCCACACAGCAGAUCUGGCUCCAGUGUCAGCAGUAGAAGCUAUUCUCCAGAAAGAAGCAAAACCUACUCUUUCCAUCAGUCUCAGCAUAGAAGUAAAGAGAGACCUGUCCAGUCUUUGAAAACUUCAAGAGACACUUCACCCUCAAGUUCUUCAGCAGUUGCUUCAUCAAAGGUUUUGGACAAGCCCAGUAGGCUAACUGAAAAGGAACUUGCUGAGGCUGCAAGCAAGUGGGCUGCUGAAAAGCUAGAGAAGGCAGAUGAUAGCAACUUACCUGAAAUUUCUGAAUAUGAGGCAGGAUCCACAGCACCAUUGUUUAUUGACCAGCCAGAAGAACCCGAGUCAAAUGCAACAGAUGGCAUAGAAUUAUUUGAAGACAGUCAGCUAAACAGUCGCUCUAAAGCAAUAGCAUCAAAAACCAAAGAGAUUGAACAGGUUUAUCGACAAGAUUGUGAAACUUUCGGGAUGGUUGUGAAAAUGCUGAUUGAAAAAGAUCCUUCCUUAGAAAAGUCCAUACAGUUUGCUUUGAGGCAAAACUUACACGAAAUAGGUGAGCGGUGUGUUGAAGAACUCAAGCAUUUCAUUGCAGAGUAUGACACCUCUAGUCAAGAUUUUGGAGAGUCUUUUUAGAAGAUUUCUUGCUCAGGCAAAAGAAUUUUUUGUUUCUAGAUUUUUUUUUCCUGGAUUGUGUAAAUCCUUAAUAUAUGGAAUUUUUGUUAUGAAGAGAAAUACUUUAUGAUAGUUGACCACAUUUCCAAUAUCAAAUAAACACUGAAAAUAGUCUUAAGAUAUUUUAAUUAGAAUUUUUUUGUCCAUGUAUAGUCUCCUAAGCCAUACUCAUUUCCCCCUCCCUCUCCCAUCCACACUAAAACUGGAGUUUUAUCUUGUCUUCAGAGCGCAAGUAGUUUACAGUUUAAAUAAAAAUUCAUUAAACUAGAGAAGUUUUACUAACAGAUACAUUUAAAUUAUCUAUCAAUAGAUAAUUUCUUCCCCUCCACCUUCCCCAAACUACAUUUAACAUUUCAAGCUAUUUAUAGGUUGCUAUCAACAUUAUUUUUGGUAGGCUUAUCAGUGUUAAAUCUGUUGCUUUUUUUGAAGUUUUUGAGAGUCUUAAUUUUAGGAUAGAUGAGAUCAGAUGUGUAUUAGAGUGUGUAUUUUGCAAAAUGUUCUUGAUUAAAGGAAUUUGAAAAUGAUCCAUUGUUUUUCAGAGUAUCCCCAAUCCUGGAAAACAGCUUUCUAUACUUACGUUCUGUAGUCUUUCAACAGUAACCGAUCAUUUGUUUGGUCACAGGAGUGUGAUUUACAAGUUAGAGAUCAUUCCAUUUAAACUUAAUAGUCUUUUUGCAUUGCAUAGUGAAUGAUACUGUGUGAAAAUGGUUGAAUUCUGAGUUGUGCUUUUAUUGAAUUGUUUGCUUAUCUUAGACUUUGUAACUUUUAAUAUGUCCAUGUAUACUGUCUAAAUAAACCGAAUACUUUAUUUGCUUUGAGAA
Molecule: messenger RNA, 1886 nt
Organism: Choloepus didactylus (southern two-toed sloth)
Lineage: Eukaryota; Metazoa; Chordata; Mammalia; Pilosa; Megalonychidae
Product: periphilin-1-like
Exons: 2
Coding region: 73-1026 (317 amino acids)
Biological process (GO): negative regulation of DNA-templated transcription; protein localization to heterochromatin; negative regulation of gene expression, epigenetic
Cellular component (GO): nucleoplasm
Source: RefSeq, a predicted model, not a curated record